AAUCGAUAGUUUUGCAGCUGCUUUGUGUUGGGCCGGCAAAUUAUUUAACUGGCUAAAAUUGUUGAUAAUGUUUUAAGAAGUUGCGACACCGAGCAAACCAGACCACCGCAAUGUUUUCGAUGUGCAAGCAGACGCAUCCCGCCACGGCGGUGGAGUUUUCGAUAGCGUGCCGCUUCUUCAACAAUCUGGAUGAGAACCUGGUGGUGGCGGGCGCCAAUGUGCUGAAGGUGUACCGGAUAGCGCCCAACGUGGAGGCGAGCCAGCGUCAAAAGCUGAAUCCCAGCGAGAUGCGUCUGGCGCCCAAAAUGCGACUGGAGUGCCUAGCCACAUAUACGCUCUACGGCAAUGUGAUGUCGCUGCAGUGCGUCUCAUUGGCGGGUGCCAUGCGGGAUGCGUUGUUGAUUAGUUUCAAGGACGCAAAAUUGUCCGUACUGCAGCACGAUCCGGAUACUUUUGCGCUGAAAACCCUCUCACUUCACUAUUUCGAGGAAGAUGAUAUACGUGGCGGCUGGACGGGUCGCUAUUUUGUGCCCACAGUUCGCGUGGAUCCCGAUUCCAGGUGCGCCGUCAUGUUGGUCUACGGCAAACGGCUGGUGGUCCUGCCCUUUCGCAAGGACAACAGCCUAGACGAGAUCGAGCUCGCGGAUGUGAAGCCAAUUAAAAAGGCUCCGACGGCAAUGGUCAGCAGGACGCCUAUUAUGGCAUCGUACCUGAUAGCACUGCGAGAUCUUGAUGAGAAGAUCGACAAUGUUCUGGACAUACAAUUCCUGCACGGCUACUACGAACCAACGCUGCUUAUACUCUACGAACCGGUGCGAACCUGUCCGGGAAGAAUAAAGGUGCGCUCCGAUACUUGCGUUUUGGUCGCCAUUUCGUUGAACAUUCAGCAGCGAGUGCAUCCGAUUAUCUGGACCGUGAACAGUCUACCUUUUGACUGCCUACAGGUUUACCCGAUUCAGAAGCCCAUUGGUGGUUGUCUGGUAAUGACAGUCAAUGCUGUAAUCUAUCUUAAUCAGAGUGUUCCUCCAUAUGGCGUCAGUUUAAACAGUUCAGCGGAUAACAGCACUGCAUUUCCACUGAAGCCACAGGAUGGUGUACGGAUCAGUUUGGAUUGUGCCAACUUUGCAUUUAUUGAUGUCGACAAGCUCGUAAUCUCGCUUCGCACUGGAGAUCUAUACGUGCUCACGCUUUGCGUUGACUCAAUGCGGACGGUUAGAAACUUCCAUUUCCAUAAAGCAGCCGCCAGUGUGCUAACUAGUUGUAUCUGCGUCCUGCACUCCGAAUACAUAUUUUUGGGAUCACGUCUCGGAAAUUCCUUAUUGCUGCACUUUACAGAGGAGGAUCAGAGCACGGUCAUUACGUUGGAUGACGUGGAACAGCAAUCGGAGCAGCAGCAAAGGAAUCUGCAGGACGAGGAUCAGAAUUUGGAGGAAAUUUUUGAUGUAGAUCAAGUGGAAAUGGCACCGACCCAAGCAAAAUCACGUCGCAUCGAGGAUGAGGAACUAGAGGUGUAUGGUUCUGGAGCUAAGGCAUCGGUUCUUCAGCUGCGAAAAUUCAUAUUUGAGGUGUGCGACAGUCUAAUGAAUGUAGCACCAAUCAACUACAUGUGCGCCGGAGAAAGAGUGGAAUUCGAAGAGGAUGGCGUUACGUUGCGACCCCAUGCGGAAUCUCUGCAAGAUCUAAAGAUAGAACUGGUCGCUGCCACGGGUCACAGCAAAAACGGAGCUCUGUCCGUAUUUGUAAACUGCCUUAAUCCUCAAAUCAUAACAAGUUUUGAGUUAGACGGGUGCCUCGAUGUGUGGACUGUGUUUGAUGAUGCCACAAAGAAGUCUUCGCGCAACGAUCAGCAUGAUUUCAUGUUUCUUUCACAAAGAAAUUCUACAUUGGUUUUGCAAACAGGACAGGAAAUUAAUGAGAUCGAGAAUACAGGCUUUACGGUUAACCAGCCGACCAUAUUUGUCGGUAAUCUCGGACAGCAGCGGUUCAUUGUUCAGGUCACCACCCGUCAUGUCAGAUUAUUGCAAGGAACUCGGCUAAUCCAAAAUGUCCCCAUUGAUGUGGGCUCGCCAGUGGUACAAGUGUCCAUAGCAGAUCCGUAUGUUUGCCUGCGAGUGCUCAACGGCCAGGUUAUCACAUUGGCGCUGCGAGAAACCCGCGGAACUCCUCGUCUGGCUAUCAACAAGCAUACCAUUAGCAGUUCUCCCGCCGUGGUUGCCAUUUCGGCGUACAAAGAUUUGUCAGGACUAUUCACAGUGAAAGGUGAUGAUAUAAACCUGACGGGCAGCUCAAACAGUGCAUUUGGACAUAGUUUUGGUGGCUACAUGAAGGCCGAGCCCAACAUGAAGGUGGAGGACGAAGAAGAUCUGCUCUACGGCGAUGCCGGAAGUGCCUUCAAGAUGAACAGCAUGGCGGAUUUGGCGAAACAAUCGAAACAAAAGAACUCGGACUGGUGGCGACGUCUUCUUGUGCAAGCAAAGCCCAGCUAUUGGUUAGUGGUCGCCCGUCAGAGUGGCACCUUGGAGAUCUACUCAAUGCCGGACAUGAAGCUUGUGUAUCUCGUGAACGAUGUGGGCAAUGGUGCAAUGGUUCUUACGGACGCAAUGGAAUUCGUGCCCAUUUCACUGACUACGCAAGAGAACUCGAAGGCGGGCAUUGUUCAGGCUUGUAUGCCGCAGCAUGCUAACUCUCCACUGCCAUUGGAAUUGAGUGUAAUAGGCUUGGGGCUAAAUGGAGAAAGACCCCUGCUAUUAGUCAGGACUCGAGUUGAGCUGCUAAUAUACCAGGUGUUCCGAUAUCCCAAGGGUCACCUGAAGAUACGUUUCCGAAAGCUGGAUCAACUUAAUUUACUGGACCAACAGCCGACGCAUAUUGAGUUGGAUGAGAACGAUGAGCAGGAGGAGAUAGAAUCUUAUCAAAUGCAACCUAAGUAUGUCCAAAAACUUCGACCAUUUGCCAACGUUGGAGGACUCUCCGGCGUUAUGGUAUGUGGCGUCAAUCCUUGCUUUGUUUUCCUAACAUUCCGAGGAGAACUUCGCAUACACCGGCUGCUCGGUAACGGAGAUGUGCGUAGCUUUGCUGCCUUCAACAAUGUUAAUAUUCCCAAUGGAUUCCUUUACUUUGACACCACCUACGAGCUUAAGAUCUCCGUGUUGCCCAGCUACUUGAGUUAUGACUCCAUUUGGCCGGUGAGAAAGGUUCCUCUCAGAUGUACACCAAGACAACUUGUUUACCAUCGCGAGAAUCGGGUUUACUGCCUAAUCACUCAAACGGAGGAACCGAUGACCAAGUACUAUCGGUUCAACGGCGAGGAUAAGGAGCUGUCCGAGGAAAGUCGUGGCGAGAGAUUCAUCUACCCCAUUGGCUCGCAAUUCGAAAUGGUUUUAAUAUCGCCAGAAACCUGGGAAAUUGUGCCAGAUGCAUCAAUUACCUUUGAGCCUUGGGAACACGUCACCGCCUUUAAGAUCGUUAAGUUGUCUUACGAAGGUACAAGAUCAGGACUCAAGGAAUACCUUUGCAUUGGAACUAACUUUAACUACAGUGAGGAUAUUACCAGCAGAGGAAAUAUUCAUAUUUAUGAUAUUAUUGAAGUGGUUCCCGAACCCGGAAAGCCGAUGACAAAAUUCAAGAUAAAGGAAAUAUUUAAGAAGGAGCAGAAGGGACCAGUUUCUGCCAUUUCAGAUGUUUUGGGCUUUCUGGUGACGGGUCUUGGCCAGAAGAUCUACAUUUGGCAGCUUCGUGAUGGAGACCUUAUUGGAGUGGCUUUUAUAGAUACAAAUAUCUAUGUCCACCAGAUUAUCACCGUGAAAUCCCUGAUUUUUAUUGCAGAUGUCUAUAAAUCCAUAAGUUUGCUGCGCUUCCAGGAGGAGUAUCGCACAUUGUCGUUGGCCUCGCGAGAUUUUAAUCCCCUGGAGGUUUAUGGAAUUGAAUUCAUGGUGGACAACUCAAAUCUGGGUUUCCUGGUAACCGAUGCCGAGCGCAAUUUAAUUGUCUACAUGUAUCAGCCGGAGGCCAGGGAAUCACUGGGUGGUCAGAAACUUCUCCGCAAGGCGGAUUAUCACCUGGGUCAAGUGGUGAACACCAUGUUUCGGGUGCAGUGCCAUCAAAAGGGAUUGCAUCAGCGCCAACCCUUCCUCUACGAAAACAAGCAUUUCGUAGUUUAUGGAACGCUAGACGGAGCUUUGGGAUAUUGCUUGCCCCUUCCCGAGAAAGUCUACAGGAGAUUCCUUAUGUUGCAGAAUGUUCUCCUUUCCUACCAGGAACACCUUUGCGGCCUCAAUCCCAAGGAAUACCGCACUCUCAAGUCAUCCAAGAAACAAGGCAUCAACCCGUCUCGCUGCAUCAUUGACGGAGAUUUAAUUUGGUCAUAUCGCCUCAUGGCCAAUUCGGAACGCAAUGAAGUGGCCAAGAAGAUUGGCACGCGGACUGAAGAAAUCCUGGGUGAUUUGCUGGAGAUCGAACGACUAGCCAGCGUUUUUUAGACAUCCUAUAGUGUCAAAGGUGUAAAGUUUUAGUUUAUAGUUGUAUUUGUAAUUUAUGUUACGAGUUUCUCAAUUGUAAAUCUAGUUUUAUAGCCACAACAAAGUAUUUUGUUAAGUAAA
Messenger RNA from Drosophila sechellia, 4598 nucleotides. It is a transcript of the gene Cpsf160, whose product is annotated as cleavage and polyadenylation specificity factor subunit 1. The coding region runs from base 111 to 4478 and encodes 1455 amino acids. The transcript has 4 exons. The record is from RefSeq and is a predicted model, not a curated record. Gene Ontology annotation, cellular component: nucleus. Gene Ontology annotation, molecular function: nucleic acid binding; protein binding. NCBI's taxonomy places the organism in Eukaryota, Metazoa, Arthropoda, Insecta, Diptera, Drosophilidae.